This is a messenger RNA of Bolinopsis microptera, 789 nucleotides long. RefSeq lists its product as uncharacterized. The transcript is spliced from 6 exons. Lineage: Eukaryota; Metazoa; Ctenophora; Tentaculata; Lobata; Bolinopsidae. The record is from RefSeq and is a predicted model, not a curated record. Bases 37 to 519 code for a protein of 160 amino acids.
CUACUUUACUAAUACUAUCUGCAGAAGAUUUUAAAAAUGAUUGGUGAUCGUCACAGUAAGACAGUUUUCAUCGGGUUUUUGGCUCUGAUUUCUCUGUGUUAUGCCCGCUCAUUAGACUCAGAUUUAGCCGGGGAUAACGAGGUUGUGGUGCUGGAGAAGAGGGAGGAGGAUGAGGUUGUUCUAGAUUUAGAGUUAGAAAACAGAGAUAACGAAGAUAUGACAGAGUUAGAAGAAAGGUUGGAAAAUAUAAUUGCCCUCGAAGAAAAGGGAGCUGCUGAAGAGGUUGAAUUAGAAGCUCGAGGCGGAGGAGGGUUUUUCUUUCAACCUAACAAACGAAAACUGACGAAAGGGGGGCGUUCGCGAGCUCGAGCGAGGCGGGCAGCAGAAUCCGGUGACCUCAACACUUCGUUAAAAAAUAAAGAUAGUGAAGAUGUUGUGCUAGAUAUCCGCGGAGGAGCUUUUUUCUUCCAACCAAACAAACGAAAACUGAAAGGGAGAAAAUCUCGUGCCACUAGAUAAAGUUAUUGGUUAGAAAGGCAAAGCAACUUGAUGCAGGAUAUACCAACUUAAACUUAUAUCAACAGACUUAUUUACUAAAAAAACUUCAAAUAAUCAAUCAGCUCUGCAGUGGGAAUCGAACAAUAUUUUAUGUUUUGGGGACAAUAUUUUUGAACUUUCAGAGUAUUUCGAUAUUGCACAGGCAUACUCUUUAACUGAUCAUUCUCCUCUUCUUAUUUCAAACUAUAGAAUAUACUAAUAUAGAUAGCACAAAUACAGUUUUAGAAAGUA